AUUCAACUUUCUAUGUUUUUUCAUUCAAAGAUGACUUUUGUAAAAAACAAAUUUGAUGUAAAAAUUGCAUGAUUGUUAUUCAACUCAUUAAAUUUCUCCACUACUAAAGUGCAAUAUUACUCAUAUCCCUUGUUUUGGAAUUUCUAUAUAUUUACUUUGGCUAUAUCGCUGAACAUUCUUUUGUUUUGGUUUUUUUUUUAAACCGAGUCGUUCAUAUUGCGAUCGACACAACCGUUGGUCUUAGAUUAUUUUAUUGAAGAUGAUGAAGAGUUAUUUGCCAAUACAUUCAGAAAGAUUAAGCGCCAUCUUUCGUAAUUUUUUCACUGCAUACAAACGUAUAUAUAUAUACGUAUAGGCAAAAUUCCCAACAAAUGUUGUUGACAUUUGCAAGUAUCGCUUGUAUUUUUGACAUGUUCGCAUAAACAUACAUAAAUGUACCACAAACAAUUUUCAUAAAGCUGAAGUCAAUAAAAAUUUAGAUUUCUUUAAUUCGUUUUAUAUCUUUUUCAAUCGUGUUGUGUAUCGUGAUAAAAAGAAAAUUUUUCGUUGCUGUUUCGAAUCGAUUGAUACUAAAAGAGAACGUACGAGCACAUCAUCUUUGUUAGGAACUUAAGAGAUAACUUCUGUGUGUGACAGAAAAUUUGAAAAUGAGUUCAACUCCUUCAACCUCAGCAAAUCAAUCCAGUCAAUCAUCAGGUAGCGAGAAAACACCGGAUUCAGGAACAUCUCGCACUAAACGAGCAAAUUCAUCUAAAUCACCAACUCUACAAGCAUUUCACUCUUUUGAUGAACCAUGGGCACAAUUUCUCAAUCAUGUUCUGACAAGAAUUGAUCAUAUUGGACAUGAUAAUGUGGACACGAUGAAAGUAUUUCUAGAAGUACUGGAUAAUAAAUGUGAGAACAUGAAAAACCAAUUCAAGGAUUUUAUUUCGAGUUUAGAUAAGGCCAUUGAACGUUACGAAACAAAGAAGCCAACCGAUUUGGCAGCAGAUGCAAAAAAUGUAAUUUCACCAAAAGAACCGGCACGAAAUCGUUCUUCGUCAUUCAAAGGCAAUCAAACUAUUGAGGAAAUGUUUGCUGCUUUAAACCAAGGCACUGCUAAAAUAUACGAGGCAAUUGAAAAAAAAAUUGAUACAUCAACGUAUGAAGAUUAUUCAAUUUCCAUGGAAAAGAAGUUAAAGAGGCUCAAAGUGAUGUGUGAAGAUAAGAGCCACAAAUUGGAACAAAUUGGAAAAACGAUCAAGGGCGCCAUUGAAAAGAAUGAAGGAUUAAGCAGAUCCAACGAUGCCUGAAUCAUAGCUGUUUGCGAUUCAUGCAUCAAAUGAAUACUGAAUAGUAAUUGAGGAUAAUCUUGGAUGCCAUAUAAACCAUAAAAAAUAUACAACAUUAACAAUAUUUCCCCUCCAAAUUGAUUUUGUUGCAAAGAUGUUUUUCCAAUAAAUAAAAUUAAAAAAAUGCCAUUCUCCAUAA
Sitodiplosis mosellana (orange wheat blossom midge) is the source of this 1470-nucleotide messenger RNA. RefSeq lists its product as uncharacterized. The coding region runs from base 648 to 1292 and encodes 214 amino acids. The transcript has 6 exons. NCBI's taxonomy places the organism in Eukaryota, Metazoa, Arthropoda, Insecta, Diptera, Cecidomyiidae. The record is from RefSeq and is a predicted model, not a curated record.